Messenger RNA from Gracilinanus agilis (Agile Gracile Mouse Opossum), 1385 nucleotides. RefSeq names its product peroxisomal biogenesis factor 26 (gene PEX26). The transcript has 5 exons. The record is from RefSeq and is a predicted model, not a curated record. Gene Ontology annotation, molecular function: protein-containing complex binding; ATPase binding. Gene Ontology annotation, cellular component: peroxisome; peroxisomal membrane. NCBI's taxonomy places the organism in Eukaryota, Metazoa, Chordata, Mammalia, Didelphimorphia, Didelphidae. Gene Ontology annotation, biological process: protein import into peroxisome membrane; protein import into peroxisome matrix. Bases 1 to 906 code for a protein of 301 amino acids.
AUGAAAAACGAGGUGUCAAUAUCCGCCUUGGGACUCCGGAGUUCCCUGGGGCUACUCCGAAGCAGUGAGCCGGUGGGUUUGGCCCCACUCCCUUCUCUGCCCCAGAGCUUGCUGGAAGAGGCUGCUGACUACUUAGUGGUACACCGGGACUUCAAGGCGUGCUUGGAGACGUGCCAGAAGGGUUUCGAGAGCCUGGGCUCUUCCUUGCAGGCAGAGGACUUCGAGGACGGGUAUGACCUGAAGUGCUUCCUGUGUGUGGUGGGGAUCCAGGCCCUGGCAGAGAUGGAUCGAUGGCGAGAAGUUCUCUCUUGGCUUUUGCAGUAUUAUCAGGUCCCAGAACAUCUGCCCCCCAAAAUUCUGGAAUUGUGCAUUCUUUUAUACAGCAAAGUACAGGAACCCCAGGCGAUCCUGGAGGUGGCCAGCAAUUGGUUGAGAGACCCAGCUAAUCGAGACCUGCCAGAAUAUGGGGCCAUAUUUGAACUUCAUCUUUUUCGGGUGCUGUUGCCCCUGCACUGUUGGACAGAUGCAGAGGAUAUGGCUGGGUUCUGUCCAGAGGAGGAGCAGCGACUGGCUGCUUCUCAGGCCAUCUACACAGCAAGGAAGCAGCAGCAAGAGGGAACCAAGGAGCCAAACCCACAAAAGGAGAUCCAGGGAGGUACCCUCUACCGGAAACUUCUGACUCUGUGGAAGUUACUACGCUGGUUGCUAGAAUCUGUGGUAGACCAUCUCCUUUCUCUGCCCUUCAAGAAGACCUUCCUGAUUGCUUUGAUCCUCUGCCUCUUGAUGGUGAGAUUUGAUCCAGCUUGUCCUUCUUCACUGCCUUUCUACUACAAGUUGGCUCACAUCUUCUAUCGUGUUCGAGGGACCAUCUUUGCUCCGUGCUACCUGUCAUCUUACGAUUCGUGAUGGAGCGAACUUUGCAACCCAUCUUAGCUGUUCCACUCUUGGCAGUGACACUAGCAGCAGAUGUCUUAUUGAGUUCUGCAGUCUUGCCACUUGGUGUCUGGGGCCUCUGUUAUUUUAGGGCUAAUGAUAAUCCGGGAAAGCUGGGUCUGAUCACAUGGACUACAGCCUGCUCAUCAAGAAACCCAGCUGAGGGAGCGGACGGGCAGAAAUGGACUGUGAUGCUGCCCGUACUUCUCUCCUCUUUAUAGAUUUCACUUUCUCUAGUCUCAGUGCCAUGAUUCUAGGUGAUAAAGAAGUGGUUGGUGCCAAUAAAGGCUUAUUUGUCCUACUCCUUUAGAAGAGCUCACCACCUAGAGUCUCUCUCAAAGGGAUUGUUUUAGAAUGAUUACCAGGUGCUAUGGAAUAUUCCUGUCUCUAUUCAGAGGCAGGCUCUUUGAGAGGUAGGCUUGGUGAAGAGACUGAGUCAUAUGGGAAGGGAA